Molecule: messenger RNA, 633 nt
Organism: Nezara viridula (southern green stink bug)
Lineage: Eukaryota; Metazoa; Arthropoda; Insecta; Hemiptera; Pentatomidae
Source: the annotation of a GenBank genome assembly
AUGUCUGCCGUGUAUACCACCGUGGGAUGGAGCCCAAUUAUUGCCCUGGAGCGGGCGCUGAGCGGGGGCCCGGUGCGGCCCCUCCUCACGCCGGCCGAGGCGGGCCUCAGCGGGCUCUGCGAGGCCUGGGGCGGGCGGAGGGUGGUGGCCGCCGUCCUCUUCGCCGCCCCUCCGCCGCUGGCCCUCGUACCUGCCUUCCUAGCCCUCCCCACCCUCUGGAUUGGCGGCCACCUCUACCUUCAAGAGGAACUUGGUGCUAGCGUUGUGCGGCUGGGGCCCGGAGUGCCUCAGGGUACGAGAGCUUUGCGCGCCUUGCUCAUGUCCUGGCGCUGGCACAGCUACAACCUGCUCUGGGCAGGGCCCCCGCUGCCAGGGAUGCGCCACCUCUCUCGGCUCCCCCUCACCCCCACUGUAUACUACCUCUCGUCUCCCUAUACCAGUCAACCAAUUUCCGUCUCCGAACACCCAAAUAGUCCUCCGCCUCAGAUUGUCCUACACAUCCUACAAUCAUCUGCUCCAAGGGAGUCCUUUAGUACUCUUGUCACCCAGUUUCCCAUAGAGUUUCCUCUUUGGCAUUAUUUGAUCGGACUUUCUCUCAAAACUUCCUAUCCUCCUUAUUCGGGCUUGUUCUAG